Nicotiana attenuata is the source of this 1062-nucleotide messenger RNA. RefSeq names its product isopentenyl-diphosphate Delta-isomerase I. Gene Ontology annotation, biological process: isopentenyl diphosphate biosynthetic process; isoprenoid biosynthetic process. Gene Ontology annotation, cellular component: cytoplasm. Gene Ontology annotation, molecular function: isopentenyl-diphosphate delta-isomerase activity. NCBI's taxonomy places the organism in Eukaryota, Viridiplantae, Streptophyta, Magnoliopsida, Solanales, Solanaceae. The coding region runs from base 140 to 847 and encodes 235 amino acids. The transcript is spliced from 6 exons. The record is from RefSeq and is a predicted model, not a curated record.
GGAAACUCCAAUAACAACAAAGAUCUAAGCCAUCUUAUUCAAAUGUGUCACCUUAAAUCUUCUCUUAUAUAACUUCUCCUUCUUCACCAUUACUCUCACUCUCUUCUUCUCCAAUCAAAUCUCACUAUAUUUCUGCAAAAUGGGUGAUGUUGAAGCUGAUGCCGAUAUGGACGCUGUCCAACGCCGUCUCAUGUUUGAAGACGAAUGUAUUUUGGUGGAUGAGAAUGACCAGGUUGUUGGUCAUGACACCAAGUACAAUUGUCAUUUGAUGGAAAGGAUUGAAUCUUUGAAUUUGCUGCACAGAGCUUUCAGUGUAUUUCUUUUCAACUCGAAGUAUGAGCUUCUUCUUCAGCAACGAUCUGCAACAAAGGUAACCUUUCCUUUGGUGUGGACGAACACAUGCUGCAGCCAUCCGCUCUACCGAGAGUCUGAGCUAAUUGAGGAGAAUGCUCUUGGAGUAAGAAACGCUGCACAAAGGAAGCUUCUUGAUGAAUUGGGUAUUCCAGCUGAACAUGUCCCUGUUGACCAGUUCACGCCAUUGGGCCGUAUGCUUUACAAGGCACCAUCUGAUGGAAAAUGGGGAGAGCACGAACUUGAUUAUCUUCUAUUCAUCGUCCGUGAUGUUAAUGUGAACCCGAACCCAGAUGAAGUUGCUGAUAUCAAAUAUGUGAACCAAGAACAACUGAAAGAGCUUUUGAGGAAAGCAGAUGCAGGUGAGGAAGGUUUGAAGCUAUCCCCUUGGUUCAGACUUGUCGUCGACAACUUCUUGUUCAAGUGGUGGGACCAUGUUGAGAAGGGGACUAUCCAGGAAGCUGCUGAUAUGAAAACUAUUCACAAGUUGACUUAGGAGCCAAACUUCAACAUGUCAACAAAAAUACAUUCCUAUUCCUUUACGCCGAUAAACUUGGCAGUAAUAUUCUCAAGCUUUCCUUUUGCAUCCCUAUGUUUGUUGUCUCUGUGAGAAAUAGAACAGAAGUAUUUUUGAAUUGAUCAGAACUUGUAACAUAGAUUUGUCACUGUUGAAUCUGAAUAAACUAGCUUCUUGCUUUGUGCUUGGGAAAU